Rana temporaria (common frog) is the source of this 3527-nucleotide messenger RNA. It is a transcript of the gene FAM43A, whose product is annotated as family with sequence similarity 43 member A. The record is from RefSeq and is a predicted model, not a curated record. The coding region runs from base 133 to 1179 and encodes 348 amino acids. The transcript has a single exon. Lineage: Eukaryota; Metazoa; Chordata; Amphibia; Anura; Ranidae.
AGAGAUGGGAAGGGGGAGUCCCAGCAGUGGAAGGGGUCGGAGCGGUGCUGAUGAUCGGCAUGUAGUGACAGCUCUCCCCUACACCAAGCGAUGCAGUGAGGACGAUCGCACCUCGCCCUCCCAUACACAGACAUGUUGCCCUGGAAAAAGAGCAAGUUCGACCUGAUCGAGGAGGACAGCAAGCAGAGCAAGCAGAAGGGCUAUGCGGUGAGCCUGAACUACAGCGCCCUGACCUCCCUGGCCAAGUCUUGCCCGGAGGGUGCCCUCACCAGGGUGGGCAGUAUGUUUAAAUCUAAGAGGAAGAAGAUCAAGAUCACCGGGGAGGACCCGACCUACACCGUGCUCUACCUGGGCAAUGCCACCACCCUGCAGUCUAAGGGGGACGGCUGUACCGACCUGGCUGUGUGUAAGAUCUGGAGUAAGAGUGAGAUGGGCAAGCAUGGCACUAAGAUGAAGCUGACGGUCAGUGCCCAGGGUAUCCGUAUGGUACACAUGGAGGACAAAGCCAAGCGGCCCGGCCACCUCUACCUACUGCACCGGGUCACCUACUGUGUGGCCGACCCCCGGCUGCCCAAGAUCUUCGCCUGGAUCUACAGACACGAGAUGAAGCACAAGGCGGUGAUGCUGCGAUGCCAUGCAGUGCUGGUGUCCAAGCCGGAGAAGGCCAAGGCCAUGGCACUGCUCCUCUACCAGACCUCCGCCAACGCCCUGGCAGAGUUCAAGAGGCUGAAGAGGAGGGAAGAUGCCCGGCACCAGCAGCAGCAACUGAUCGGGGAGCACAACAUCCCCCUUGUCCCCCUCCGCAAACUCCUCAAUGGUCAGUGCUGCUACAAGCCCCCCGUGGAGAGGAGCCGCAGCGCCCCCAAACUGGGCUCCAUCACUGAGGAUCAGCAGGGGGAAGAGGAGGAGGAGAGGGCGAUGAGCUUCGAGUGUGAGGAUGUGCUGGACGCUGGGGGAGGGGGGGAUGAGGAGCACGACAAGCAAGAACUGGCCCAGCUUAUCAGUGACCUGGGGGAACUUAGUCUGGGCAAUGACCUGCAAACCCUCAAAGCUGACCUCAGGGUCACCAGGCUGCUGUCCGGGGAGAGUACGGGCAGUGAGUCCUCCAUAGACAGCAACCAGGAGAAUGGACACAUUGGCAAUGGUUUCCAGGAGUGCAGGGUGCUUGAGACUGUAUGAGCAAGGGAGGGGGGGGGGGGUAAGAACACCAACCCUUGGGGCAUCCUCCAAGUGUGGAGGCCAUUGAAACCUUCCCUGGGGACAUCCUCCAUGUGUGGAGGACAAUGACAUCAUCCCUGGGGACAUACUUCAUGUGUGGAAGACAUGGACACCAUCCAUGGGGACAUCCUCUAUGUAUGGAGGACAAUGACACCAUCCCUGGGGAUAUAGUCCAUGUGUGGAGGACAAGAACACAAUCCCUGGGGACAUUCUCCAUGUAUGGAGGACAAUGACACCAUCCCUGGGGACAUUCUCCAUGUAUGGAGGACAAGAACACCAUCCCUGGGGACAUUCUUCAUGUAUGGAGGACACUGACACCAUCCCUGGGGGUAUACUCCAUGCAUCAAGGACAAGAACACCAUCCCUGGGGACAUUCUCCAUGUAUGGAGGACAAUGACACCAUCCCUGGGGGUAUACUCCGUGUGGAGGAAAAGAACACAAUCCCUGGGGACACUCUCCAUGUAUGGAGGACAAUGACACCAUCCCUGGGGACAUCCUCCAUGCAUGGAGGACAAGAAGACCAUCCCUGGGGACAUCCUCCAUGGUAGGAGGACCAUGGGCAAUGACACCAUCCCUGGGACAUACUUCAUGGCAGGAGGACCAUAGACAAUGACACCAUCCCUGGAGUAUAGCGAUGUCAGGAAGGCAUUAUUGACAUCAUCCCUAGGACAUACUACGGCAUCCAAAUGGCAUUUUAGAGACCACACACCUCCAUACCAAUAUCAAGAAAGCAUUAGACAAUGACAGCAUCCCAGGGAUAUACUGAUAUUAAGAAGACCAUAAUCAAUGACACCAUCCCUGGGGCAUAGUGAUGUCAUGAAGGCAUUAGACAUCAUCCCUGGGACAUAUGACCGCAUCCUAAUGGCAUUGUAGAGACCAUGCGCCUUUAUACUGUUAUUAAGAAGGCAUUAGACAAUGACCACAUCCCUGGGACAUACUGAUAUUAGACCUUGGGACAUACUGAUAUUGGAUCAUAGACAAUGACCACAUCCCUGGGACAUACUGAUAUUAGACCAUAGACAAUGACCACAUACUUGGGACAUACUGAUAUUAGGAAGACUAUAAUGACAGAACACCAGAACCAUACUGAUGUUAGGAGGACCAUAGACAAUGACCAUCUAUGAAUCCUAGUGACGUUAGGAAGGCCAUAAAAAAUGGCAGCAUCCUGAUGAUGGGGUCCUAGAGACCAGGAAACCUUCAACAAUGACAAUGACAGCAUGUUGAUUGAUUCAUAGGGACUGUGCACCUUCAUGCAUACAAUCAUUUACCAAUGUCAGGAAUACUUUAAACAAUGAUACAAUUUUUAUGGGGGUCCUGCAGCUCUGUACAUACAAGAACUGUGUUCACUAUAUAUACAACACACAAGAACAUACUGACAUCAGGAAUACCUUGAACAAUGACAGCAUCUUAAUAGGGGUCCUACAGAUCUUGCACAUCUUUACAUACAUGAACGCACUGACGUCAGGAAUACCUUUAGACAAUGACCGCAUCCUGAUGGCACCUUAGGGACUUUGCACCUUCAGGACUGCCAGAGACCUGCAGUUCUAACUCACCCCCCCUUGCAGAGAGUACAAAAGGAUUUUCUGACAUGGAAGGGAAAACAAUGCAUAUCUAUGAUGGCAGAAGAUGAUCUGGCACAUGCACUGUUAUGGUGACACAUGGGUGAAUGCGUUUACAGUACUGCAUAGUGUGCAUGUGUUGUAUGUAUUCUUUUUGAAAUGUAUAUUUUGAUGCUCUUUGUGCCACAAAUGUUGUGCUGUCCAGGGGUCAGUCCUUCUGGAGGUUGUGCACUGUGGGAAUGCAUGUGUUAAGCUGGUCAUACAUGUAUUGAUUUCUUUCAGUCAGCCUGCAGACCGAACAAAAAUAAAUAAAUCAGAUUCCUCCAUUAGCCCUAAACUGUGCAGAAUACCAGAACAGUGCCUGCAUUUGAUUGGAUGCAGACGUGGUUUGGCUGACAAGCUUCCUCCUGCUUCUUUUGACAAACAUUUAAUUGAAAAAUCAACUUUUUGACAAUCCAGGUGAUGCUGACAGGGCCACCCACAGAGCUAAGUUUGGUGAUUCUGCAGAAGCCAAUUGUAAUUCAAUGCAUGUAUGGCCUUUAGGCUAUAGAGAGGCAGAGGCAUAUUAUAUUUCCAGGCUAUUCCCCUCAAACUGUUCUACUUCUGUCAAAGUGCAUCGUUUGGAGGAAUUGUAAAUGGUUGACACAUGCUUCCACAACUGAACUGUGAUGAACAUCUUAUGCCCCCUCUUAAUCCAGGUUUACUAAGAGCUGUAUCCAUGUCAGAUUAUUAAUAUUAUUUUUUUUAUUU